Molecule: messenger RNA, 741 nt
Organism: Sclerotinia sclerotiorum 1980 UF-70
Lineage: Eukaryota; Fungi; Ascomycota; Leotiomycetes; Helotiales; Sclerotiniaceae
Product: mannose phospho-dolichol synthase
Exons: 2
Coding region: 1-741 (246 amino acids)
Biological process (GO): GPI anchor biosynthetic process; protein O-linked glycosylation via mannose
Cellular component (GO): endoplasmic reticulum membrane
Molecular function (GO): dolichyl-phosphate beta-D-mannosyltransferase activity
Source: RefSeq, a predicted model, not a curated record
AUGGCCCCAAAAGCAACCAAAGACAAAUACUCCGUAAUUCUUCCUACCUACAAUGAACGUCGCAAUCUUCCCAUUAUUACAUGGCUCCUUAAUCGCACUUUCACCGAGCAAGGACUCGAUUGGGAACUCAUCAUCGUCGACGAUGGUUCUCCGGACGGAACACAAAUCGUAGCCAACCAGCUCGCCAAAGCUUAUUCACCUCAUGUUCUUCUCAAAGCUCGCGCUGGAAAACUUGGUCUCGGAACCGCAUAUGUUCAUGGUCUUCAAUUCGUUACCGGAAACUACGUUAUUAUCAUGGACGCGGAUUUCUCUCACCAUCCUAAAUUUAUCUCUCAAAUGAUCGCGAAACAAAAGACGUUACCUACAAAUGGUGGAUAUGAUAUUGUUACGGGUACACGAUAUGCUGGUGAUGGAGGUGUAUUUGGAUGGGAUUUGAAGAGAAAAUUGGUAUCGAGGGGAGCCAAUUUAUUUGCGGAUACAGUUUUAAGACCAGGGGUUAGCGAUUUGACGGGUAGUUUCAGAUUAUACAAAAAGGCGGUUUUGCAGAAGGUCAUUGAAAGUACGGAGAGUAAAGGAUACACUUUCCAGAUGGAAAUGAUGGUCAGAGCUAAGGCUAUGGGAUGUACGGUUGCAGAAGUACCCAUCAGUUUUGUGGAUCGUGUUUAUGGAGAGAGUAAAUUGGGUGGUGAUGAGAUUGUGGAAUAUGCGAAGGGUGUCUUGAAUUUGUGGAUGAAGGUUUAG